CAGAGCCACAGCGGAGGAGGAGAGGCUGGACAUGGGGGAGCCGGCGAGCAGGCCCGUCUGAUCCACAGAAAUUCGUUUUUUUGUCUUCAUGUGCUCACACCGGGGGGGACACACACAGACGCCGAGCUGGAGAGGCCAUAGGAGGACGGGGAGACAAGCGAGGGGGUGAGGAGGACCGGGGAACACGGCUACUGACCCAUCCCGGAGCAGCAGCGCGCGCUGGGGGACAAGAGGAGACACGAUUCCGCUCGAGCUGAUGGACUGAGGACAGAUGAAUGAAGACUGCCUACACUAACGCCUAUCGAUGCCUGGCCAAGGACCUGGACGCUUACGCCAUGAACACGGACAUGACAAUGGACGGCAUCGGCACCCUGCACGGGGGGGUGUCGGUGAGCUCCGUGGCCCCUGACGCGGAGCUGCUGAGCGGCCACAGCCCGCACCACGGCCGCGGCAGCUCGGCGGCGUCCACGCUGCGGAUCCACCAGGACCUGGCCGCCGCCGCCGCGUCCUCCCGCUCGGCCAUGGUGUCCGGCAUGGCGUCGAUCCUGGACGGCAGCGGGGAGUACCGGCCGGAGCUGUCCCUGCCGCUGCACCACGCCAUGAGCGUGCCGUGCGACUCGUCCUCUCCCGGGAUGGGGAUGAGCGGCACCUACACCACCCUGACCCCCCUGCAGCCGCUGCCCCCCAUCUCCACCGUGUCCGACAAGUUCCACCACCACCACCACCACCACCACCAGCGGCUGUCCGGGAACGUGAGCGGGAGCUUCACCCUGAUGCGGGACGAGCGCGGGCUGCCGGGCAUGAACAACAUCUACAGCCCCUACAAGGACCACAUGUCCGGGAUGGGUCAGAGCCUGUCCCCGGUGCUGGGCAACGGCCUGGGCUCCCUCCACAACACCCAGCAGGGUCUCCACAACUACGGCGCCGCGACGCACGGGGGCCACGACAAGAUGCUCAACUUCGACCCCGCCACCGCCUCCAUGCUGGCCCGGGGGGACCACCACCAGCACCGGGGCCUCGGCGGCCCCGCGGUCGGGAUGAUGCCGCACCUGAACGGCAUGCACCACCCGGGGCACCCGGUCGCGUCCUCGGCGGGCCACCACCCUCACCCCCACCUUCAGUCUCCGUCCCACGGACCCGUGCUGGCCUCCACCCGGGACAGACCGCCCUCCUCCUCGGGGACGCCGGGGGGGCCCGGCUCGGGGCAGCUGGAGGAGAUCAACACCAAGGAGGUGGCGCAGAGGAUCACCGCCGAGCUCAAGAGGUACAGCAUCCCGCAGGCCAUCUUUGCCCAGCGGGUGCUGUGCCGCUCCCAGGGGACCCUGUCGGACCUCCUGAGGAACCCCAAACCCUGGAGUAAACUAAAGUCCGGCCGGGAGACCUUCAGGAGGAUGUGGAAGUGGCUGCAGGAGCCCGAGUUCCAGAGGAUGUCCGCGCUCAGACUGGCAGGAGACACAGGAGGAGACACAGGAGGAGACACAGGAGGAGAGCCGGUGGUCUCUGGGGGGUGGCGGUGGAGGAGGUGCAGGGGAGGCUGUUCUGAGAGCCACACCGCCCCCUUCAGUCCACCCCGGGCUCUACAGGAACCCCUGGGACCGGACCAGACAGGUCCAGCUGCUGAGGGGGAACCUGAGCAGAACUUUAAACUGAAGUCGGACCCGGUCCUCCAGAUCCACACCGGGUUUUGA
Molecule: messenger RNA, 1688 nt
Organism: Nematolebias whitei (Rio pearlfish)
Lineage: Eukaryota; Metazoa; Chordata; Actinopteri; Cyprinodontiformes; Rivulidae
Product: one cut domain family member 2-like
Exons: 2
Coding region: 276-1688 (470 amino acids)
Biological process (GO): regulation of transcription by RNA polymerase II
Cellular component (GO): nucleus
Molecular function (GO): RNA polymerase II cis-regulatory region sequence-specific DNA binding; DNA-binding transcription factor activity, RNA polymerase II-specific
Source: RefSeq, a predicted model, not a curated record